Pseudocercospora fijiensis CIRAD86 is the source of this 615-nucleotide messenger RNA. RefSeq lists its product as uncharacterized. Gene Ontology annotation, biological process: transmembrane transport. Gene Ontology annotation, molecular function: ATP binding; ATP hydrolysis activity; ATPase-coupled transmembrane transporter activity. The record is from RefSeq and is a predicted model, not a curated record. Gene Ontology annotation, cellular component: membrane. The transcript has 2 exons. The annotation marks the transcript as partial. NCBI's taxonomy places the organism in Eukaryota, Fungi, Ascomycota, Dothideomycetes, Mycosphaerellales, Mycosphaerellaceae.
ACGAUAACUAUUCCUACUGGCAGUCGCGCUGCGUUUGUUAGCCGCACAGGCUCUAGCAAACGCACUGUAAUUGCGGCCUUAACCGGAAUAGGUGAUGUUGUCAGUAGCCGGAUCUCAAUCGAUGGAAUAAACACUACCAGUGUUGGCUCGAAGCUGCUCCGCAAUAAGAUUGCUUUCAUGCCACAAGAGGCAGCUGUGCUGAGCGGCACCUUGAGAUACAAUCUGGAUCCAUUUGGCGAACACGACGAUGCCGAUCUAUGGCGGCGUGUCAAAGGUGUCGAAAGCUCCAAACCCACCCUUCAUCUCGACCUUGAUACGCCGCCUAUAACAUCGGAAGGUGCGAAUCUCUCAUCUGGCCCACGUUCACUGAUCUCGCUUGCCCGAGCGCUGGUGAAGGAUGCUGCCAUCUUGGUGCUGGACGAGGCUACAGCUUCGAUGGACGCAGAAUUAGACCACCGGGUCCAGCAGAUUUUGCGCACGAAUCUUCAGGGGAAGACGAGCAUCGUAGUUGCCCAUCGUCUUGACUCAGUCGUCGGCAGCUCGGACUUGAUAUGCGUGAUGGACGAGGGCAGUGGUCUAUUCCAUACGCUGUGUAGCAACGCGGGGAAUGGGUGA